UGCUAUAGGAUGUCAUUAGAUUUGAUUGAGGACGGUUAUGAAACCUAUGGGGGAGAAAGUGGCGAGGAUGAUGGUGCCUUGGUUUAUUCUGAUCGAACCGAUUUUAUGCCACAUUCAGUCAAUUUGGUUACACUCUUUAUCAAUUUGUUACUGAAAGCAGACAAAGCUGUAGGGGUCCGAUUUUUUCAUUUAGCACUUGAACAAUUCAAGAGCAGAAAUAGGCAGUAUGGAAAUGCUGUUUGUCCGGAAUGUAAGCAGUCGUUUGUCAAUGCAGCUCGACUAGAGCGACAUCUAGCUGUUCAUCAGGUUUUUGGAGCUUAUCUAUGUCCUUUGUGCGGAAAGACAUACAAGUAUGAAUACAAUCUCUUUUUCCAUUGGCGCAAAACCUGUCAGUACCUUAACGAACUCGUGAAAGUGGACCAGCGGAAGGACAUGGAUGUCCAAUCAUUGCGACUUCUCGUGGAAGAAGUAGUAGCGAAAAGGAAUGAGAUCGAACCCGUAGACAUCGGAAUCUCCUCGAAAGCACUUUUUCCAGGCUCAUCCUCAAUACAGUUGGAAAUGCCUGUUGAUCCUCAAAGUAGGUCGCUUUUUGCUUUGCUUCAAACCAUAUCUUAA
This is a messenger RNA of Cylicostephanus goldi, 615 nucleotides long. NCBI's taxonomy places the organism in Eukaryota, Metazoa, Nematoda, Chromadorea, Rhabditida, Strongylidae. The record is from the annotation of a GenBank genome assembly.